Molecule: messenger RNA, 498 nt
Organism: Botrytis porri
Lineage: Eukaryota; Fungi; Ascomycota; Leotiomycetes; Helotiales; Sclerotiniaceae
Exons: 1
Coding region: 1-498 (165 amino acids)
Source: RefSeq, a predicted model, not a curated record
AUGGCAUUCUCUGAGCUUCGCGAAUAUCCUGCUCCGAUGGCAUUUCGUUGCCUUGAUUCCGUCCCCAUAGGACAGGAACGUAAACGGACCAUAUACGAGGCUAAGAACGAAACGAACAAAGUUAAAUUUGUUUUGUUCAAUAGUUAUCCCGAGUCAUACAACGAUUAUAAGAAGGGUCUACACGGCUGGGUCUGCUACCCAUGCGACGGUGAAUGGGCAACACUUAAACACACAAACUUCAAGUGUAGUGAGAAAGAUGGUGCCUUGGUGGCACAUCUUACUCAAGCAUUCAGCUACGCAUUGCGCGACACCCAAAUGGAGACUUCAGAACGAUGGAAAUGUAGGCAAUGGAACACACUCAUCAAGGAAUGGAUGGCAGAUUGGUCAACGAACGUGGAUGCUUGGUAUCCUGGCGAAAAAAAGCUUUCGCAUUUGGCAAAAUCCUGGCAACCGACCGCGGACGAAGAUUGGGAUGUGGUUAAGGGUUACAAAUGGUAG